Molecule: messenger RNA, 1168 nt
Organism: Solanum tuberosum (potato)
Lineage: Eukaryota; Viridiplantae; Streptophyta; Magnoliopsida; Solanales; Solanaceae
Product: probable phosphopantothenoylcysteine decarboxylase
Exons: 3
Coding region: 209-829 (206 amino acids)
Biological process (GO): coenzyme A biosynthetic process
Cellular component (GO): phosphopantothenoylcysteine decarboxylase complex
Molecular function (GO): phosphopantothenoylcysteine decarboxylase activity; FMN binding
Source: RefSeq, a predicted model, not a curated record
UCUCCGUGAAAAAAGCUAUAAAGCACAAAUUGCGCUUAUCCCGCCCUUUUCGCACUUACAAAAUUGAUCGGCGUCCGACUUCCGGUUAGGGUUUUCUCAACGCCGCCGAAGUAAACGGAGUACUGACUUCUUGGAAGAGUUGUUCUUCACAAGUUUUGCACUUCAAUUUUCGUUUUCAUUUCCACUCAAGUUUUCGGUUAUAGGAAGCAUGGAGCCUAUAACUCCAGUUCAAGUUAACUAUGCUUCACGUAAACCUCGGAUUCUGCUAGCUGCAAGUGGAAGUGUGGCAGCUAUCAAAUUUUCAAAUCUAUGUCAAUGCUUUUCUGAAUGGGCAGAAGUCAAAGCAGUUGCAACAAAAGCUUCUCUUCCAUUCAUAGACGCAGGGUCAUUUCCAAGAAACGUCGACCUUUAUACAGAUAAUGAUGAAUGGUCCGUUUGGAAGAAGGUGGGUGAUGGUGUGCUACACAUUGAGCUUCGUAGGUGGGCCGAUAUCAUGGUUAUUGCCCCUUUAUCAGCAAAUACGCUUGGAAAGAUUGCUGGUGGAUUGUGUGAUAACUUGCUGACCUGCAUUGUGCGAGCGUGGGACUAUAAGAAACCCUUUUUUGUGGCACCUGCCAUGAAUUCAUUUAUGUGGUAUAACCCAUUCACAGAACGUCACCUUAUGACAAUUGACGAGCUUGGUAUCUCUCUUAUACCACCAGUAUCAAAGAGGCUUCCCUCUGGAGAUUAUGUAAAUGGAGCCAUGGAAGAGCCUUCCUUCAUCUUCUCAACUGUAAGACUCUUUGUAAAGUCCCGAUCACAAUCAGGGGGGAGUGGAACCAUAUCAUGAUAUAUGGAUCAUGAGAGUUCAUUCACCAUUUCAUCCGUGGCAUAGAAAUUGCUGUUGAAGUUUGCCACAAGAAUUUUGUUCCAAGGAUCCUACCUGUAUCUGGUACAAUCUCUUACAUGGUUUGGCAUGUUGUUCUUCUCCCCUGUACUUUUGUGUCUCCCCGGCUGUCUCGUUUGUACUCUUUAGAGCUACUUGACUUUCAUUUUUUGUGGAGAUAUCAUGCAACUUCAAGUAGUUUUAGCUGCUAAAAGUGGAUGUAAUCAUGAAACGACGUGUGAAAAAUAGAUGCAGCUUCUUGAUUAGCGUAGCGAAUGAUGCUGGAAACUCAAUCUAUUUGAG